This is a messenger RNA of Esox lucius (northern pike), 2496 nucleotides long. It is a transcript of the gene aurkb, whose product is annotated as aurora kinase B. Lineage: Eukaryota; Metazoa; Chordata; Actinopteri; Esociformes; Esocidae. The transcript has 9 exons. Gene Ontology annotation, cellular component: spindle pole centrosome; spindle microtubule; spindle midzone. The record is from RefSeq and is a predicted model, not a curated record. Gene Ontology annotation, molecular function: protein kinase activity; ATP binding. Gene Ontology annotation, biological process: regulation of cytokinesis; mitotic spindle organization; protein phosphorylation. The coding region runs from base 106 to 1110 and encodes 334 amino acids.
GCGGUCAGUGCUCCUGAAUUGAAUGCGGUUUGGUUUUGGAGUUAUCCUACUAAAGAAACAGCGAUUUUAGUCCAUUAAAGAAGUAAGCAAAACUACUUUUGUAGCAUGCAGAAUAAGGAGAAUUGUGACCCGAAAGGACAACAGAGAUCGAUGGCUGCUCCCAUACCUUUUGUGGGACCUCAGCGAGUUCAAAUACCGUCUGCACCAGUGGCUACAAACAAAAACACAAUUACAGGCCCUGGGGGAGAGCUUGCUGCAUCUUCAUCUAGUGCUGUUCAAGUGAAGAAUUUCACCAUAAAUGAAUUUGACAUUGGGCGGCCCCUUGGAAAAGGCAAGUUUGGAAAUGUGUACCUGGCUCGGGAUAAGAAGCUUGAGUACAUUGUGGCACUGAAGGUGCUCUUCAAGUCACAGAUGGAGAAGGAAGGCGUGGAGCAUCAGCUUAGACGGGAGAUUGAGAUUCAGUCCCAUCUUAGACACCCCAACAUCCUGCGCUUCUACAACUACUUUCAUGACCGGACAAGGGUCUUCCUGAUCCUGGAGUAUGCACCACGUGGGGAGAUGUACAAGGAGCUGCAGAAAUGUGGACGCUUCGAUGACCAGCGCACUGCUACGUACAUGGAGGAGUUGUCUGAUGCACUGCAGUACUGCCAUGAGAGGAAGGUUAUCCAUCGGGACAUCAAGCCUGAGAACCUGUUGCUGGGCUUCAGAGGAGAGCUGAAGAUCGCAGACUUUGGCUGGUCUGUCCACGCCCCGUCCCUAAGGCGCCGUACCAUGUGUGGAACCCUGGACUACCUGCCCCCGGAGAUGAUCGAGGGGAAGACUCACGAUGAGAAGGUGGAUCUGUGGUGCAUCGGGGUGCUCUGCUACGAGUGCCUAGUAGGGAACCCUCCAUUCGAAACGGCCAGCCACACUGACACAUACAAACGCAUCACCAAGGUUGAUUUGCAGUUCCCCAAAGUGGUUUCUAGCGGUGCUCAGGAUCUGAUCUCUAAGCUGCUCCGCCACAGCCCCACCAUGAGGCUCCCCCUACAGAGUGUCAUCAGCCACCCCUGGGUGAAAACCAACUCCCGGCGUGUCCUGCCUCCCGUCUUUGCUCCCAAGAGACCCUGAAAGACUGUUGUUCCAACCAGAUGCCCCAGCCCAGAAACCCUGAUCACCAUAGAACUGCACAUUCAUGUUUAUACAUUCUGUAGAACUGCUCUGUUGGAUCCAGUGUUCUGUAUGAGCGGGACACUGAUCCUUGCUUUGGUAAUUGGUAGUGACUGUGGUAAGAUCUGUUUCAAUUGAUUUAAUGUUUUUGGUAUCGGGAUUGUCUUUGUCUAGUUUCAACUGAUCUUGUGGAACAAGCUAGGAGAACUCUCAAGGUUCUCUUGAAUCUCUCCUUGGGUUUCCCACAAUGUUUCAAGUAACUUUUAACAAACUUGCGUACUUGAAAUUGAUUAGUAUAGGGCAUGAAUAUUAUCUUCGGUUCCCUCCUAGAACUGCCUGCCCCCCCCAGGUGGAUGUCCUUUUUCUGUUUGUUUUGAUCUGUAUUGUAAUUCCUGUUUUCAAAUCUAUAAACCCUGUAUUUAAAAGCUCUUUACACAGCUUAGACCUGAAAUGGCUUUGGGUAAUUCAUUUAAUGUGGAAAAUUCAGUUUUGAGUAAUAUUCCACUAUGGCCUGUUUUAACAACACUUUGCUUUUUUUCACAAAACAUGUCUUUACACAGAACUGCUUGCUAUUGUGUUUCAAGCAAAAAUCAUUGCUGCUCUCAUCUGCUUUAUUUAGACAUUUUGCUGAGUUUCUUAAUGAACCACAGUUUCGUGGGAAAGAACAUGUUUAGGAGAAUGGCUUGACCAUGACAUGGUCUACACCGUUGUGCCGGCGUUAGUCCUUCCUAUCUGAUUCGCUGUACCUCCAUGCCAGCUAGAUGCUUCUGCGCCUUGAUUGCUGUGAAGUAGUCCCACCUGGGGGUUGUUGCCCAGUGUUAACUACCUUCAGGUUUUUUUUUUUUUUUUCGGGUCAAGGUCCAGGUUAUUAUAAUGCCACCGGAUCACCCACACUUAAACUCCUCCACAGUUCACUCAUCGCUAAUUCAAAUGACCAACUUUGAUGGAAACAACACUGUUGGCAGGUAUCUGGUGUUAUUUGAUAAUGUUAUGGCCUGAAAUGCUCUUUGUUCACAUUUUGCAGUUCGUUGUAUCCAAGUGAACAUGAUGUUUAUGUACUCUACUGAAUUCACCCUGUUGCUACUGUCAGCAGUUAAAUUAUCAAUGAAGACGUGAACCCGACGUAGCCAUACAGUACAAUCCCAAGCCAUGACUCUAACUGUACUGUGUUACCAACAUGAGGUGGUGUACUUCACAUUUGGGGUAUUAGCUUUUUUUCGUCACACAUUCACCUUUUCAUCACUGAUAGAGGUCAGUCCACGCUACUGAGUUCUAGAACUCCAGACUCGUACAUUUGAUCAAAAACUGCUAUCUGGCUGUGUUCCUGAGACAUGCUUGUUCCUUGCG